Molecule: messenger RNA, 255 nt
Organism: Musca vetustissima
Lineage: Eukaryota; Metazoa; Arthropoda; Insecta; Diptera; Muscidae
Product: male accessory gland serine protease inhibitor-like
Exons: 2
Coding region: 1-255 (84 amino acids)
Molecular function (GO): serine-type endopeptidase inhibitor activity
Source: RefSeq, a predicted model, not a curated record
AUGAAAUUAUUUGUUAUUUUGUCAUUUGUGAUGUUGGGAUUUAUAUCUUCAACACUUGGCCUUAAAAAUGGUAUAUGCGGUUUACAAUUUGCCAAAGAUGGAGAUGAAGGAGGCAUAACCUGUGAUGCCUUGUUUCCUUCGUGGUCUUACAGAGCAGAUACUAACGAAUGUAUCAGUUUUAUAUAUGGUGGUUGUGGGGGCAAUACCAAUCGAUUCGAUACCAAAGAAAAUUGUGAAACAAUGUGUAAAGAAUAA